UUUUUUUCCUGUUCAUCCUGGUUUCGAAAAUCUUUCAAUGAAAUGAACAACAUUAAUUUACAACAACAACAAGAUGUAAAUAAUCAUACAAAAAAUAUUAAUGAAUCAUUCGAAAUCACCUUGAGAAAUGGUGUGACAAUGCCAAUGAUUGGUCUUGGAACAUCACACAGUGGUGGAUAUUCACAUUCAUGUGUUGUUUAUGCAUUACAAAAAUGUGGUUAUAGAUUAAUCGAUACGGCUAAACGAUAUGGAACUGAAGAAUUUUUAAAAUAUGCAAUCAAAGAAAGUAAUAUUGAUCGAAAGGAAUUAUUUUUAACAACAAAAUUAUGGCCUAUUGAUUGUGGAUUUGAAUCAACAAAACAAGCAUUUCGUGGAUCACUUCAAAGACUUGGUGUAGAUUAUUUAGAUCUAUUUCUUAUACAUUAUCCUGAAGUAUCAUCAAAAUGUCAUAAUAAAUGGGAAACAUUAGGCGAAACAUGGCGUGCAUUUGAAUGCUUAUAUGAUGAAGGUCUUAUUCGUGCUAUUGGUGUUUCAAAUUAUAAAAUUGAUGAUAUUGAACGACAAUAUGAAUAUGGUUCAAUGAAACCAUUUGUUAAUCAAAUUGAAUUCCAUCCAUAUCAUUAUCCAAAAGAUAUUAUUGAAUAUUGUUAUGAAAAUCAAAUUCAAAUUCAAGGAUAUUGUCCUUUAGGUAUGGGAAAUUUAAUCAAUGAAAAACAAGUAAAAAAUAUAGCAAAAUCGAUUGGAAAAACAUCGGCUCAAGUUUUAAUACGUUGGUCAUUACAGCAUAAUGUACCUACCAUUCCAAAAUCAACAAAACCAGAACGUGUUAAAGAAAAUAUAUCAGUUUUUGAUUUCAAUCUUAAUGAUGAACAAAUGAAAAUACUCGAUUCAUUUAAUAAAAAAAUCAAAUAUCAAGAUGUUAGUACUAUACGAGAAAAAAUUGAUCAAAAUCUUCCAGAUGGUUAUAAAUUGGAUAAAAAUCUUCGUGAAAGAUUAUUAGAAAGUUAG
Messenger RNA from Dermatophagoides pteronyssinus (European house dust mite), 1008 nucleotides. RefSeq names its product putative oxidoreductase ZK1290.5. NCBI's taxonomy places the organism in Eukaryota, Metazoa, Arthropoda, Arachnida, Sarcoptiformes, Pyroglyphidae. The record is from RefSeq and is a predicted model, not a curated record.